UUACGUUGCGUCAUCGAAUUUCAAUCGAAAGCAGCAGAUAAAAUAUGCUCCCUGUUCAUGCAGCACCAGGUCUGGAACAUUGGCGAUUGGAAUGACGGGCAUUGUUUAUGGAAUCCUGGUGAUAGCAGUAUCAGUUAUUAGCCUGUCAACCGGUUAUGAUUAUGAUGAAAACGACACGUACAAGGAAAAUUUAUUCAAAAAUCUGCAAUAUACUGCGAUGGGCAUGGGUGUGUUGUUCAUCAUAUCCUCCUGCUUGCUCGUCCACGGAGUUCAAAAGGAAAACAGAUUUUUCCAAAUUCCAUGGCUCGUUUGCACGGGGUUGCAAAUCGUCGAAAUUUUCAUCGGUGCCGUGAUGACGUUUGUGUCGCUGAAUGUGACAGCUUCUAUGAUUUUUGCACUGGUCCUGAAUAUGAUUGUUGGAGCCGGAUUUUGCUAUUGUUUCUUCGUCGUCUACCAGCAUUAUCAACUUCUUAUAUUCUUGGCCAAGCCCGAAGCAUUGCGCUUCGUAAUUACGGCGUUGGUCUUGAUCCUCGGCUCGACGUCGGGUGCGACAUCUUUUAGGGUCGCGGACAUUCGGUACGGUGCAAACGUUGAACAUCUCCUGGUUGCGCUUCGGAAGGGAGCCUGGGAACCAAACCUGGGUUUGGUUAAACCUGGGUUUGGUUCUCAGGCUCUGGGGGAAUGUGUUUCAGAAGAUUAUUGCCAAUUCAGACUGGCGUCGUCUAUGUAG
Messenger RNA from Notodromas monacha, 730 nucleotides. The record is from the annotation of a GenBank genome assembly. Lineage: Eukaryota; Metazoa; Arthropoda; Ostracoda; Podocopida; Cyprididae.